Messenger RNA from Durusdinium trenchii, 180 nucleotides. The record is from the annotation of a GenBank genome assembly. NCBI's taxonomy places the organism in Eukaryota, Dinophyceae, Suessiales, Symbiodiniaceae.
AUGUGCCUGGAUGGUGCGGCACGCACUGGAGACUGGAAGAAGGCCAAGAGGGAAGAUCCAGAUGGUUUGAGCUGGCUCACAGAGUGGGUGGUGGCAGCCCGCACAGGCCAGCUGGAGAACAAGCACCUUGGAAGAGAGCAAGAUUGGGAAGGCCGUGUCGCCAGAAUUUGUAGAAAGUGA